Molecule: messenger RNA, 2413 nt
Organism: Callorhinchus milii (elephant shark)
Lineage: Eukaryota; Metazoa; Chordata; Chondrichthyes; Chimaeriformes; Callorhinchidae
Gene: poll
Product: polymerase (DNA directed), lambda
Exons: 7
Coding region: 189-1904 (571 amino acids)
Biological process (GO): double-strand break repair via nonhomologous end joining
Cellular component (GO): nucleus
Molecular function (GO): DNA binding; DNA-directed DNA polymerase activity
Source: RefSeq, a predicted model, not a curated record
CGAGGGGCUGAAUGGCCUCCUCCUGCUCCUAUUUUUUAUGUUCUUAUGUACAUUUUCUGCAGUAAAUAAGGAAGAGGUAAGCAGCGGGGAGGGGGGUGUGGGAGGGCCGCUGGGUGGAUGAAGACAAUAUAAACACUUACAGAAAGAGACGCCCAGACCGGGUCUGACAGCUUUGCCAGCGGCGGGGGAUGGAGCCACAGGGCAUCGUAAAAGCCUUUCGGAAAGUGAAGCGAUCGCCAGCCGUGCCCACGGCAAACAGCGCGGAGCCAGUAAAGAGAGCGAAAGCGGGCGGCGAGAUUAAAGGCUCCUGGCUGAGUGGUGUCACCGCCUACAUCAUCCCAGCAGGAAUCGGGAAGGCACGGAUGGAAAUCUUCCAGAAGCAGAUCUCCCAGAACGGGGGCAGUGUAUGGCCUGCGCUCUCCCCCGGGGUUACUCAUGUGAUCCUGGAUGACGGGGUGGAGUGUGAGCGGGCACUACGCCUCCUGAAGGUGUGGCCAGUGCCCGUGGGCGUGCAGCUGGUCAGGUCCUCCUGGCUGAGCUUGUGUAUCUCCGAGAAGAGAGCCGUGAGCACCGCCGAUUACUGCCUGUCUGUGCCGUCACGGCCUCAGCCUCCGGGCCCGGAACCUGGUCCCUCCCCGCUGCAAAACACACAAAGCCAGCCCAGCACCAGCUGUGACCAGCAGCCUCUCACACACCAACCUCCAGAGACACCGGCACCAGGCGCCAGCCAGGGUCACACAGGCUCCACACAGUUUUCUGAAGGUGAGAAUGAAAGUGACGGUGAGGAGGGCAGAGUCUUGGAUAGUGACCUGGAAGCACUAAUCUCAGGGCAGAGCCGGUCUGACCCCCACAGCCAUGCCCCCACCUCCUCCCCCACCCUCUCUCCCACCCUGAGCAGUGGGUGGGUCUGUGCCCAGUCAUCUGACAGCAAGAAACUGAACCACAAUCAGCAGCUGACAGACAAGCUGGCCAUGCUGGGCAACGCGUACACACAGCAGGGAGACCGCUGGCGGGCGCUGGGCUACUCCAAGGCCAUCAAUGCCCUAAAGAGCCACCCAAAGCUUGUCACCUCCUACCAGGAGGCCUGUGGGAUCCCAGGAAUCGGCAAGCGGAUGGCGGAGAAGAUCCAGGAGAUCCUAGAGAGUGGCCACCUGCGCCAACUGGACUUCAUCAGCCAGAGCGUCGCCGUGCUGGAAACCUUCAGCAACAUCUGGGGAGCCGGGUCCAAAACAGCCCAGAUGUGGUACCAACAGGGGUUCAGGACCCUGGAUGACAUACAGGAAAAGGCCAGUCUGACCAAACAGCAGAGAAUCGGCCUAAAACAUUACCACGAUUUCCGGGAGCGGAUGCCGAGGGCGGAGGCUGCCGAGAUCGAGCAGCAGGUGCGGGAGGCGGCGCUGGGGGUGAACGAGGGGCUGCUGGCGAUGGCGUGCGGCUCGUUCCGGCGCGGGAAGCCCACCUGCGGGGACGUGGACGUCCUGGUCACUCACCCCGAUGGCAGGUCUCACUGCGGUGUCUUCAGCAAAAUCCUCAGUGCUCUGCGAGCGAGUGGUUUCCUGACUGAUGACCUGUUGUGGCAGGACAGUGGGAAGCAGCAGAAGUACCUGGGAGUUUGCCGUUUGCCGGGACAGCGACACCGGCGGCUAGACAUCAUUGUGGUGCCACAUAGCGAGCUGGCCUGCGCCCUCCUGUACUUCACCGGCUCGGCACACUUUAACCGCUCCAUGCGGGCGUUGGCCAAGACCAAACAAAUGAGUCUCUCGGAACAUUCUCUGAACCGUGACGUGCUGAGGAGUGGAGCGACCAAAAUCAGCCGCGGCCUCCCCCUGUCCACCCCAACUGAGAGGGAUGUUUUCCAGUGCCUUGGGCUGCCGUACAGAGAGCCACACGAGAGGGAUUGGUGAGGGGUGGGGGAGGAAGGGGGGCAGAGAGAUAUGUGGCCCCCACUCACAUCUGGGACACUGCUGUUUGCCCACAAAAUACAGUCAGUUCACUUUACGGUAUAUUCUAUGAAGAGUUUUGAGACAUCUCGAAGGCGCAAAAUCAAAUGCAAGGAUUAUUAUUAUUAUUAAGUGCAAUAAUCAAGUCUUCACGGUCAAACACUCUGAACCAGGGUUUCACAGGUCUGUCUGUCUCUCUGUCUGCCCUUCGGUUUGGAACAGAACCAAAUGUCUUUCUAAUUUUGUAAACCAUUCUAAUAUAAAUACAUGAUGUAAACCAAAUCAGCAAUUGAUGUAAUUAAGAGCAAGUGUUUAUACUUCCUGCAAUAAUACAAUUUAACUGGUUCCCAAUUUAAUGGUAAACAGAUCAGUGUCCAACUCCUUGCAAUGGUUGGACCCACAUCGCCAUCUCGAGGCAACCAGUAAUAGUGCUGUCUGUCUUCAUCAUUGAAGAAACUUUACUCCAAAAACCA